This is a messenger RNA of Necator americanus (New World hookworm), 444 nucleotides long. RefSeq lists its product as uncharacterized. Lineage: Eukaryota; Metazoa; Nematoda; Chromadorea; Rhabditida; Ancylostomatidae. The coding region runs from base 1 to 444 and encodes 147 amino acids. The transcript is spliced from 5 exons. The record is from RefSeq and is a predicted model, not a curated record.
AUGCUCGUCCCUUCACUUCUAUUUCUCGUCGCGGUCGCAUAUGCAAAUGAGGAAGAAGAAUCUUCUUCAUCAUCAGAUGUGGUUCUGCUGGAUUUAUCUGAUUAUGCCCCAGGGAUCAAUCGAGGACUUCGUUUUGACAUUAAGCGAGCAGCGAUGCCUUUUUCUGGAGGUAUGUAUGGUAAACGUGCGGUGAUGCCAUUCUCAGGUGGCAUGUACGGGAAACGAGACGGACCAGCGCUUGGAUUUUCAGAAGGUUGGGCUGAGAAACGUGCAGUGAUGCCAUUCUCCGGCGGUGUAUACGGUAAAAGGGCACCCGCAUUGCCAUUCUCCGGAGGCGUUUAUGGUAAACGAGCAGCCAUGCCGUUCUCGGGAGGACUUUAUGGAAAACGAUCCGAACGAUAUAUACGAUCGCCGAUGCCAAUUUCAGGAGGAUUUUUCGGCUAA